This is a messenger RNA of Trametes versicolor FP-101664 SS1, 1289 nucleotides long. RefSeq names its product citrate lyase beta subunit. The record is from RefSeq and is a predicted model, not a curated record. NCBI's taxonomy places the organism in Eukaryota, Fungi, Basidiomycota, Agaricomycetes, Polyporales, Polyporaceae. Gene Ontology annotation, molecular function: magnesium ion binding; catalytic activity. The coding region runs from base 139 to 1191 and encodes 350 amino acids. The transcript has 10 exons. Gene Ontology annotation, biological process: oxaloacetate metabolic process.
AGACCCACCACCAUGGCCGCUAGCUUGUGCUGCUCUACUCGCCGUCUGUUUUCACCAAGAGUGACCUCUACGCUGCGAGCGGAGCUUCGGCUCUUCUCGGGAUGCCGCAUCUUGAAGGCAGAGACUGCACAAACACCAAUGGGGAGCCAAGCCGGCACGCGGAGUAUCCAUGUCAGCGCGAUACGCAGACGGAACGCAGACGACUUCGUGCGGGAAACUGAGAAGUUCUUUGCUUCGAGUAGCAGCCAAGUAGUGGAAGAGCCACUUGGGCGCUCAUAUCUCUAUGUGCCUGCGACGUCCGAGCGUAUGCUGGAGAAAUCCCUCACGACAACAUCGGACGUCAUUAUCUACGACUUGGAGGAUAGUGUUCCACCGUCUGCAGCCGACAAGACGGGCGCAAGGAAGAGGCUUUCCACGUUCUUAUCCGAUCGUCUAGCGGACCUUCCUGCACAUGAGCGCAUUGCCGUCCGAGUUAACUCUCUUGGGACUCCCUUCUUCGCCGCAGACAUCAGCAUGGCCAUCAGCCUAGAUUGUGUGCGCACGCUGGUUUUGCCCAAGAUACAUUCCGCCAAGGACCUCUACCAUGUCUCCGAAGCAGUCCACGCCGCGUGCAUGGGCCGGUCGCGUCCGCCAGUACAGCUCGUGGCCAGCAUCGAGAGCGCACAGGCGGUGCACAAGCUAGGCCAGAUCGCGCAGUGGAAAGCCAAAGUCGAGCAUGGUGGGAGGCUAUCUGCACUACUCUUCGCCGCGGAAGACUACUGCGCGGACACGGGGGUCAUACGCACGACCUCGCGCCAGGAGUUGUUGUACACGCGGUCGUAUAUCGCGGUGACAGCGAAAGCUCAUAAGCUUAAGGCAAUCGACAUGGUCUGCGUGAACUACAAGGAUCUCGAUUACCUGCGGGACGAAUGUGAGGAUGGGCGGCGGCUCGGCUUCACUGGAAAGCAAGCUAUCCACCCCACCCAAGUCGAUGUUAUCCAGUCAACAUUUGUGCCCAGUUCCAAAGAGAUACUCCGCGCUGCACGGAUACUCAAGCAGAUGGAAAAGGCGCACAAGUCGAACAAGGGUGCUGCGGGCCUCACGCUAGAGGGCGGUGGCAUGGAGAUGAUCGACGCACCUAUGAUCAAGCAGGCAGAGAAUGUCGUGCGGGCUGCUCGGGCUGCAGGCCUCGAAAUUCCGGACGUCGAAUGAGGUACAAAUCAAGCGGAUCUCCGGCUCUGUAUUGUACACGAAUCAGAAACAACCUACGAGUGCCUCGUCUGGGCCAUCUCCGUCGCCCUCGGCAGCAC